AUGACCGAUGGAGGUAAUGUGGAGGGUAAAAGGGAGAAAGAGAGUAAUGUGGAUAAUACCGGGGAAGAAAGAGCUGGUUUCGACGAUUUUGGGCGAGCAAUAUCGAGGAUUGCUGUGGCUCAAAUAUGUGAAAGCAUUGGGUUUGAGAGCUUCAAUGAAUCUGCCCUCGAAUCGCUUGCAGACGUUGCAAUUAAGUAUAUAAUUGACCUAGGCAAGACUGCUAGUAGUGGUGCUAAUUUAGCUGGGAGAACACAAUGCAACGUGUUUGAUGUAAUUCAAGGAUUAGAGGAUAUGUGUGCCUUCCACUGGUUUUCUGCGCGCAUCAGAUGUUCCCAAGCAAGAAGGGUCAAUGUUAUCACCAAUGAAAUCAAAUUUGGUAUAAAGCCAAUGGAUGGAUUUCUUUUAACGGUGGCCCCUCUAUCCCUUGUUGGAAUUUAUUGUGAUUUUACCUGGCAAGUUACUAAAAUAAGGGGUGAUAUUUCAUUCCAACAGCUAGGAGGAUGGUUGAGGGAGGAAGGUGCAACUUGUGAUUUAUAG
Messenger RNA from Nicotiana attenuata, 537 nucleotides. Its product is annotated as transcription initiation factor TFIID subunit 8-like. Gene Ontology annotation, molecular function: protein heterodimerization activity. The transcript is spliced from 2 exons. The record is from RefSeq and is a predicted model, not a curated record. Gene Ontology annotation, cellular component: transcription factor TFIID complex. NCBI's taxonomy places the organism in Eukaryota, Viridiplantae, Streptophyta, Magnoliopsida, Solanales, Solanaceae. Bases 1 to 537 code for a protein of 178 amino acids.